Messenger RNA from Schistocerca piceifrons (Central American locust), 1104 nucleotides. Its product is annotated as zinc finger protein 782-like. Gene Ontology annotation, biological process: regulation of transcription by RNA polymerase II. The record is from RefSeq and is a predicted model, not a curated record. NCBI's taxonomy places the organism in Eukaryota, Metazoa, Arthropoda, Insecta, Orthoptera, Acrididae. Gene Ontology annotation, cellular component: nucleus. The transcript is spliced from 4 exons. Gene Ontology annotation, molecular function: DNA-binding transcription factor activity, RNA polymerase II-specific; RNA polymerase II transcription regulatory region sequence-specific DNA binding.
AUGAUGUGGGUGCAGGACGACGAGUCCGAGUGUGAAGACGAGGAGGCGGAGGCAGUGGUCGGCUGUGACCCGCUGUACGUGAAGCAGGAGCCGGCGUACAGUGCACUUAAUAAUAUUUAAAAAUCUACUCACCAAGCGGCUGCAGAACAUACGAGUAAAAAAAGAAAAUGUGGUUCGAGCGACGUUCUCUCCGUGCCUGCCUGCCUGCCUGCCAGGUCAUCCCACGACGGUGCCGGCGAGACGGCGGCGGACUCGCAGUACUUCUACUGCGACACGUGCUCGCAAGUCUUCACCUCCAAGUCGGACAUCGCGGACCACGUGCGCACGCACGCGGCCGGCCACGUGUGCGGGCUGUGCGGCGAGGUGUUCGCCGCGGUGUCCCGGCUGCGGCGGCACCGCCCCCACUGCCCCGAGCGGCAGCUCGCGCUGGCCGCCGGCCGCCUCCGGGCCCCGAGGACGGCGAGGGGCGGCGCCGGCGGCGGCAGGCGGGGGGCGGCGAAGGGGGGCGACGGGGCCCGGCGCUUCGCCUGCGACGAGUGCGGCGCGGCGUUCGCCUACCGCAGCUCGCUGGCCGUGCACCGGCGCCGCCACUCGGACGAGCGGCCGUUCGCGUGCGGCGUGUGCGGCGGCGCGUUCAAGCGCUCGGACCAGCUGCGCACGCACGCGCGCCUCCACACGGGCCACCGGCCGCACGCCUGCGGCGUGUGCGGGCGCGCGUUCGCGCUGGCCGGCAACCUGGCGGUGCACGCGCGCCUGCACACGGGCGAGCGGCCUUACAGCUGCGGCGCCUGCGGCAAGACGUUCCGGCAGGCCGCCUGCCUCAAGCGGCACGCGCGCCUCCACACGGGCGAGCGGCCGUACGGCUGCGGCGUGUGCGGCCGCCGCUUCACGCAGGCCGGCAGCCUCAAGGCGCACGCGCUGCUGCACUCGGGCGAGAAGCCGUUCCGCUGCGCCGUCUGCGGCCGCGCCUUCCGCCGCUCCUGCCACCUGCGCGACCACUCCAGGCUCCACGCCGCAGAGGCGCGCCAGCAGCAGCAGCAGCAGCAGCAGCAGGCCGCCGGAGCCGGCCCGGAGAAACCCGCAGAGGAGGGAGCGCAAAAGUGA